Messenger RNA from Porites lobata, 1889 nucleotides. The record is from the annotation of a GenBank genome assembly. NCBI's taxonomy places the organism in Eukaryota, Metazoa, Cnidaria, Anthozoa, Scleractinia, Poritidae.
GGAGGCGUACCAUACCCCACGCUGGCCAACUCAGAGUUGUAUCGACUGCUUGGCACUGGCUAUCGCAUGGAAAGGCCUGACAUGUGCUCCGAUAGAUAGAUUCGAUUUUUCCGUGCGUCUUUUUAGCUAUAAAUAGCGAUAAACGUUGUAGAAGACAACUCGGCUGGCGAUUUUGACGUUUUUUUCGAUCAAGUUAGGGAGUUUAAGAUACGGCGACUACGGACUACGGCUACGGAUAAAUAUGCUACUGCGCAUGAUCAAAACCACGUGACUGUUCAUUUUUCCCGCGUUGUCCUGCGGCUACGGUGAGUUGUGGAGCUGUUUCGCGUAGUCGGGACUACGGAGAACAUUUUGCUCGUAUUUUGCCGUCUCGGUAAUUCAAGAAUUUCGUCUUUUCGUAAAAAAGUUUUCAAUUCACCUGCUGUAAGUGAGAGGGGAGCGAAAUAUGUAAGUUGUGUCUAAUUUCUGCUCAGAUUUACGCUUUUAAUCCACUGUUGUGACCGUAAAUUUUAUAAGCUUAGCUGUUUAUACGCAGAAUUCAGAUUGACGGCCUAGGAGAAGAGAACUCAUGCAGGUAAUUUACUUUCUCUUCGCACUUGAAAAGUUUCAAUGUUUGUUCGAACUGAUUAGUGAGUCUUUGUACUUGUGUAACCUUUAUUUAUGCGAAUUUUUUGUAUCGCGCCAUUUGCUGAAUGAAAAUGAUGUAAACAUGCUCGAGACAAUCGAAACUCGGCAUUUCAGUACUUCAAACUACAUCAGAUCAGUAGUCGGAGAAGUCCAUCUUCUAAAUCUAAUAAAUGAGCUAUUACUAUUUCUGUCUAUAUCUUUCAUAUUUGACAUAACUAUUCAUGGCGAAAAAUAAAACCUGUGUAACCAAAACUUUGUUUACCAAUUUCACCCGACGUAAUUGCUUCCUUCAAGUAUGGAAGAAUUUGUUCAUUGUUCUAAAGAUAAGAUCACAUGCAAAACUGACUUGCAUUUUUGUGAACUGCGAUAAAAACAAGAAGAUCUUUGGGUGUUGUUUCCCUCUCCGCCUCUUCUGUCGUAGUCUAUUGUCUGUAGUGCAAUCUUAACGUUCUAUAUUUGCACGACUCAACCCAGUGCUACGAAAAAAGGACAACGCUCGUCCAGCCGUAGUUCGUAGUCCGUAGUCUCCGUAUCUUAAACUCCCUAUUGAUUACUGAACAGACGGACGGCAAAAUCUUAGCUUAAAUAUUUGUUUCAUACAGCAAUAUGAUAGUGUUAACACUUUAACAGAGAUCGACUGCAAGGAUUUUUUUCUCCAUGUUCGAUAUUUCCUUAUGGUAAUUGAUUAAAACUAGGUAUUUUUCUCUUACCUGGUAACAGCUUUAUUAGCAAAAUUUGGCGAUGUUGGCUAAGUCUUUCAACUUGGAAAACUUUAAACAACAUUUCCAGCAAACCAUUCCAAAACCAUCCGCCACACGAGGGUCCCAUCGCUGUUGUAUUUUCUCUCGCGUGCCGCUCGCGUGUGUACUUCUCACGAGAUCGCCCUAAGUGGAGAGCUUUCUCGCAAGCUAGGCAAGAAACCGACAAGCCUAAUGAUCCGCCGUGAGUGGCUGCCAGCUGGUUUAAAGGAAAAACUAUUCUACUAAAUCGGGGUGACUUACGUCAAAUAGAAACGGUUUCUAUGUAUGUAAUAAUGGAUUGGAACUCUGACUAACUUAAACUGUUGCAUUCUUUUUAUUCAUAACAGAUAUGAGCUGAUGACUGACUGUUGGAAGGAGGAACUUCGCUCUCGUCCCAGUUUCUUUCAGCUGAUCGAAAGACUGGAGGUGAUAAUGCAGAGGGAUGCACCAUACUUGGAUCUAAACAAACAUGAUGAAAAUCAUCCGUAUUACAACGUUCCCCCUGAAGCUAGUGGUUAUUAA